UACAGUGGUCGUUGGUCGUGGAUGAGGUGCUUAUAUCGUUAUACACUCUGAGGUCAAGUUUUCAACUAAGAUGAUCGUAGCCAUAGCGUUAGUCCUGGUCACAUUCCACCUAAGCGACGCUCAAUUAAACAUUGGCACAGCUGGAAAUGUCUUAAAAAAUACGGAAAAUGCGGUCGAAAACACGGGAAAUGCCACCGAAGUAACGGCAAAAAGAGGUAGAUUCCUAAGGACGUUAUUUUCCGACGACGACACUCCCUACGAAUUUUCCUACUGGAAUCGCGAUCUUGGAAACGAACAUCCCAUCGUAUUUACGAUAGGCCAAGAAAAGGAUUUGCUCAAAUAUUGGAUAAAGGGAGAAGAUCUGAAAGUCGUGGUACACGGUUGGCGGGCAACGAUUCUAAACUGUUAUGGAGUAUUUAAGAUUAAAACGGCGUACGUGGAUGUUACCAAGUUCAACGUUAUAACUAUGGACUGGAGCGGAAUUAGCAACCAAUCGUAUUAUCAAUCGGCUUCAGAGACGCCGAGGGUGGGCUCUGUCAUGGCUAAAAUGCUGGAGAACCUGGUUCAGUUGGUCACUCUCGAUUCGGGCAAAAUCCACUUGAUUGGCCACAGUCUAGGCGCCCACGUUUGUGGAGCUUGCGGCGCUGCUUUCAAAAUUGGCAAAAUCGGCCGAAUAACAGGUUUAGAUCCCGCGUGGCCCCUUUUCGAAGAGGGCGACAUCCCUCAUUUGGACAAAACCGACGCCCUUUUCGUGGAUGUUAUUCACACGGCAGCAGGAGCGGCGGGGUAUUCAUCAUCCUUAGGGCACGUGGACUUCUUCCCGAACGGAGGAGUUUUUUCACAGCCUGGUUGUUCGUAUUGGUUUGGUUGGUUUGGUUGGUUGGUUGGUAUCCGAAUGAAUAUUUUAGCUUGGUGACAUGUGCUCACGCUAGAGCAUACGAAUUGUAUACCUACUCUGUAUAUCACAAUCGGUCUAUGUUGGCCACAAAAUGUGCAUCGUGGGACUUUUACGAAACAGGUCAUUGCGAAAACAAUCC
This is a messenger RNA of Adelges cooleyi (spruce gall adelgid), 1037 nucleotides long. Its product is annotated as lipase member H-B-like. The record is from RefSeq and is a predicted model, not a curated record. NCBI's taxonomy places the organism in Eukaryota, Metazoa, Arthropoda, Insecta, Hemiptera, Adelgidae. Gene Ontology annotation, molecular function: lipase activity.